This is a messenger RNA of Drosophila hydei, 620 nucleotides long. RefSeq lists its product as uncharacterized. The transcript has a single exon. Lineage: Eukaryota; Metazoa; Arthropoda; Insecta; Diptera; Drosophilidae. Bases 225 to 605 code for a protein of 126 amino acids. The record is from RefSeq and is a predicted model, not a curated record.
CUUUUGCUUUUUGAUUUUUGUUUUUAUUGAUCUCUACAAGAGUAAAUAACAGUCAAUUCUUAUCGCAAGUAUCUGUGUCUACAGAAUGUACAAAUAUCUCCCGCACAGUCUGACUGCUCGGGCCAUCUUCGAUCAGUCAGUCUCUAAAGCUCAGUUGAAGCAGCCAAACGCGUUUUUUUCGAUCGCUUUACCAGCGACAGACACAACAGGUAACCAAGUAAACAAUGCAGUUAAAAGCCAAACAAACGCUGCUCUUGGCCAUUGUUACUUGGCAUAUCUUUGUCGUCCAGACGCGUUUGGCCGACGAUCGCGUUGUUUUCCCCAAUGACAACGACGAAUCAACAACCUACACCUACACCUUCAGUAUCAGCACCAACAGUAGCAACAUCAGCAGCACCACGGAGCUGCCCUUGGGCAACAGCACCUCCGUUGGCAAUACUACUUUAGCCAUCAAUAGCACUUUAGCUGGCAACUGCUCCAGUCUGGACGAGCUGCAGCCGACAACGGAGCUACCCACAGUGGACAAUCGCAUACUGGUGGACAGCCUGCCUGUGUGUCCGCCAGGCCAAAGUCUGCGAGCGGGCCGAUGUCGCAAAUCAGCUUAAAAUAUAAAUGUGUUU